AUGGGGAACUGCCUGGUGAUUCAGGACAGGAAGGAGAUCAUCAAGAUCAUGAGCGUGGAUGGCAGCAGCGAAGUCCUCAGGGUGCCAUCCCCGAGCAGAUUGAUGAAGGUCCAUGACGACUCCCUCGGCGAGCCCCAGCCCCUGCCAGCGGCGAGCGUUCUUCCGGUGAACGCACCGGCGGGCACGGUCAGGGUGAAGCUGGUGAUCAGCAAGCGGGAGCUCAAGAAGAUGCUCGACAAGGAGGGCGUGUCGCUGGACGACGUGGUGUCUCUCAUGCGCAAAGAAGCAAGUGAUUCUGAACAGGAGGAGGGGUACUGCUGUGGGGGGUGGCGGCCUGCGCUGGAGAGCAUACCAGAGGGCAGUGAUCUAUAG
Molecule: messenger RNA, 372 nt
Organism: Miscanthus lutarioriparius
Lineage: Eukaryota; Viridiplantae; Streptophyta; Magnoliopsida; Poales; Poaceae
Source: the annotation of a GenBank genome assembly